UAAUGAUUGAGCGCUUACAUAGCACAAAAAAUCAGACCAGUCUGAAAUCAGAUAAUUUCCUGAUCCAUCGAAACCGAAGCUUUUCUGACUUGCUUGACUGUCGCCUGAGGUUCAUAUCAUAGUAUUUGCGCUCACCUGCUGUCUUACUUUGCUGUCCAGUGGAGAAAUGAGUGAGCCUCUUCUUAACCCGUUGACCAUCAUAUGUUCUGGUUCCUGCUUCGCCUUCUCCGGACUGUUUUAUAAACUAUACUUGGCUAAAAGACAAGAAAUAGAGAAGUUGAAGGAGAUUCCAAACUUUCAGCCAGACCAUCACCUGCUGAGGAUUCUCAAUGCAUCACCCAACAAAAGACUACAUUAUGUUGCUGUAGAAGGUUUAGUGCAGGCCAUCGGUGAGCCCAUUUCUAGCCAGUAUGUGCCACGGUGUCAUGGUGUUGUACAGAAAAUUUCUGUGCACGAGCACUGGAAAUAUUGGAACUCGUAUCUUAAGUCUUGGGUCUCCAAAAAAGUGAACCAGAAACAGACUACCAACACGGUUCCCUUCAGUCUGGUCCAGCCUGGCUCAUACAUCAGUGACAUAUCUGUCCGCGUCGACUCUCCUCUGGAGGCGAGCGGCGAUUACCUGGAGCAGGUUUACAGACGGCUCCGGCUUGCUAAAGAGGGUCUGGUGGACAUUGUGGUGCAGGAGUUGAGUGGAGAGAAGCCUGUAGCUCAGGAGGAGCAGGAGGAGCUGCUGCGGGUGGGGGUGGCCCUCACAGGGUUUGGAGAACUCGUGCUGGAGCAGGAGAAGGUAAUGCGGUUACAGCCGCCCAAAGAUGGCCGCCGCUACGUCUUGAUUCCCAGUGAUUACAAGAGCUUCAUCCAGCGACACGAGAGCAGCGCCAGCAUGUGGAAAGGACUGACGGCACUGUUUGGAAUCACAGGGUUUACACUGCUGGCUGGUUUCAUCCAUAGUGCCAUUAAUAAGGACAAGAAGAACUAAUCAAUCUAGCCAUGCAUUACACUUGCAAUAACAGAUUAACUGGGUCGUGCGGUUUUAACAUUUGUUGUUUCUCUUCACGUGAGCGUUUGUUUGGUAACUGACUUCAAUAUGCUUUCAUUUUAAUAAUGAUCAUUUUUAUGGUGAUGUGUAUGAUUGUUGAAAAUAGUUAUGAAAUAUGCAAAAUCAUGAGAACAAUGAACAGCUAUGUCCUACAUCUUUCUGUUUGUGAUGAUUUAUCCAAUGAAAAUAUUUUCAAGAGUUAUAUACUUAAAGUGAUCAAGAUAAUCUUUUAAUUGCAUCUUUAUUUUCAUAAAUCCAAAAUCAUUUGCCUUUACUGAAUGUUAUAAUCUGUUUCACUAACUUGCCUCCUGAAUGUAAAUGAGCUUAACAUUAAAAUGUA
Xyrauchen texanus (razorback sucker) is the source of this 1379-nucleotide messenger RNA. RefSeq names its product mitochondrial ubiquitin ligase activator of nfkb 1-A-like. Bases 167 to 979 code for a protein of 270 amino acids. Gene Ontology annotation, molecular function: ubiquitin-protein transferase activity. NCBI's taxonomy places the organism in Eukaryota, Metazoa, Chordata, Actinopteri, Cypriniformes, Catostomidae. Gene Ontology annotation, biological process: protein ubiquitination; organelle organization. The record is from RefSeq and is a predicted model, not a curated record. The transcript is spliced from 6 exons.